AUGUAGAUUCCCUAUAUAAACACUAAAAAUUUCGUUUAAGAGCAUAGUUUUCAUUGAAUUCUUGUAAAACAAGCAAAAAAAACAAUGAAAACCUUCGUUGCUUUCUUCGCCCUCCUGGCUGUGGCCGCCGCCAACCCCCUGCCGCUGGUGCAGAUCAUCGUUAACGUUGACGGAGGCUCCAGCGAUGCCGUCGUCGUCGACAAGCCCGUGCCCGCUCCUGUGAUCGUUCCCGAGAUUGUAGGACCCGUCUUCCCCACUCCCAUCGUUAUCCCUGAGCCUGAACAGCCCAUCGUCUUCCCUACCCCCAUUGUCGUCCCCGAGCCCGAGCUGCCCAUCGUCUUCCCCACCCCCAUCGUUAUCCCUGAGCCUGAACAGCCCAUCGUCUUCCCCACUCCCAUCGUCGUUCCCGAGCCCGAGCAACCCAUCGUGUUCCCUACCCCCAUCGUCGUUCCCGAGCCCGAGCAGCCCAUCGUGUUCCCUACCCCCAUCGUCAUCCCUCAACCCGUUGCCCCCGAGGUCAUCCCUGAAUCGAUCGUCCUCCCCGCCCCUGUGCUCCCCGUCGUCAUCCCUGAAGCUAUCGUCCUUCCCGAGACCAUUGCCCCUGAGGUGGUGGUCCCCGAAUCCGUCCCCGUGAUGCCCGUCGUACCCGUCGUUGUCCCCGAGGCAAUCGUCCUCCCCGAGCAACUGGGCUAACUUCACAACUGGAACUAGAUAGGGCGCUAAGAACAGCCAGCUGAAAUAUUGCAUGUAUUAAGGCACUCCUUUCAUAAGUUUUCACUCAUGAUUUGGAUGUACUGUAAAAUACCUUAAUAAAUGACGUUUACAAAUUGAA
Molecule: messenger RNA, 832 nt
Organism: Ostrinia nubilalis (European corn borer)
Lineage: Eukaryota; Metazoa; Arthropoda; Insecta; Lepidoptera; Crambidae
Product: magnetosome-associated protein MamJ-like
Exons: 2
Coding region: 85-693 (202 amino acids)
Source: RefSeq, a predicted model, not a curated record